Molecule: messenger RNA, 2117 nt
Organism: Corythoichthys intestinalis (scribbled pipefish)
Lineage: Eukaryota; Metazoa; Chordata; Actinopteri; Syngnathiformes; Syngnathidae
Gene: sec22bb
Product: SEC22 homolog B, vesicle trafficking protein b
Exons: 5
Coding region: 136-783 (215 amino acids)
Biological process (GO): vesicle fusion with Golgi apparatus; retrograde vesicle-mediated transport, Golgi to endoplasmic reticulum; endoplasmic reticulum to Golgi vesicle-mediated transport
Cellular component (GO): endoplasmic reticulum-Golgi intermediate compartment; ER to Golgi transport vesicle membrane; SNARE complex
Molecular function (GO): SNAP receptor activity
Source: RefSeq, a predicted model, not a curated record
AAUCGACGGACCCGGCUUGGGUGACGCUGUUCCGGCCAGCUCAGCGUCGUCACGUCAGCCGUCCCGGUGGUCCUGGUUCUGGUGCUCCCUUUUCCAGGCAGGCUGUCAAAAGCGACCCGAUAAGGAGAAGAAAAGAUGGUGCUUCUGACGAUGAUUGCCCGGCUGGCCGACGGCCUGCCGCUGGCCGCCUCCAUGCAAGAGGACGAGCAGUUGGGCCGGGACCUUCAACAAUACCAGAGCCAAGCCAAGCAGCUCUUCCGCAAACUCAACGAGCAGAGCCCCACGCGUUGCACCUUGGAGGCGGGCUCCAUGUCCUUCCACUACGUUCUGGAGAAAGGCGUGUGCUACCUGGUCCUGUGCGAAGCCAGUUUCCCCAAAAAGCUGGCCUUCGCCUUCCUGGAAGAUCUUCAGGCAGAGUUCCACGAGCAGCACGGCAAGAAGGUGCCCACCGUGUCCCGGCCGUACUCCUUCAUCGAGUUCGACACGUACAUCCAAAAGACCAAGAAAGCCUACAUUGACAGCCGGGCCCGGAGGAACCUAGGAAGCAUCAACACGGAGCUCCAGGACGUACAGAGAAUCAUGGUGGCAAAUAUCGAGGAAGUUCUACAGCGGGGAGAAGCUCUCUCUGCGCUCGACUCCAAAGCUAGCAAUUUGUCCAGCCUGUCCAAAAAGUACCGCAGCGACGCCAAGUACCUGAACACACGCUCCACGUAUGCCAAGCUAGCAGCCGGCGGCGUCUUCUUCAUCAUGCUCAUCGUUUACGUGCGCUUCUGGUGGCUCUGAGAAGGCAGGAUAACACAGCUUAGCUUAUUAGCCGACACUGGCGGCGGUAAAUAUCCAAUCUAUUUGAACUGGGAGGGUUGGCGAAUGAACCGAUCAUGUGGCGGUUUUCAUGCUUAUGUCAUGAGUUGAAAUGAGUUUAUCACUCGUAGACGUCCAAUCCAUUUGAAGCGGGAGGAAUGGCAGCAAGUAAUUCAGUGCCAUACCUUACGCUUCAAAUGGAUUGGACAUCUCUGGCCGUCAAUCAGUUAAUUUCAGGUCCUUUCCUGUUAACCUGCCAUGAUAGCAAUUAGCAGUACUUUACAGUAAAGUGAGUAUGCAGUAAUUUGCAUUGAAAGAAAAUUUUUAGAAAUACAUUGUUUCCCAAAAACGUGGCGUCGUAUUUGCAAAACAGCUGCGUGAAUCAGGAGCCCAAAAAUGGUAUCGGUACAACACUUAAGUCUUCAAUUUCUGCAGAAAUAUUAAUGGUAGCUUUGCUGUAAAAGGUUGUUACAUCAGGCAACUUCGUGUCGAUUUUGGGCCAUUUUGAGAUCACUUCCUAUUGGGUUUUAGAUACCAGGUCGGGUUUUUGUGCCAUUAAGAUGAAUAGGAAAUUUCAGCUAUUGGAAAUGAAUGUGAAAGAUUUUGGCGGAUCUUUUAUUGGCAAAAACGAUACAAUAUUGCACCUCUUAGCUUCCUGGAUUUUUUAAAUAAGUAAAUUAUGUGGAUUAGGACAAGUAGCAUUUUGGAAUUUCAUAUUUUCCAAAAACCAGCAAUUUUGUUUUUUGUUGUAUUUCGUGGUCACUUAUUGUUGGUUUUGGUGCAUAUCGGAGUCAUUUCUUGUUCAUAUCGGGUCACUUCCUGUUAGUUUACCGGGUCAAAUGAAUGGGAAAUUUUGGCCACUGGAAAUUAAUGGAAAAGAUUUUGGCGGAAUGGUUUUUGGCACAAAACUGCAUCCAAAUUUUGCGACCCCUGAGCUUCCUGGAUUUCUUAAAAUGUGUGAAUUAUUUGAUUUGGAGUAAAGCUGUAGGACGAGAAGCAUUUUGAUUUUGAAAUGCCAAGCCAACAACUUUGUUGAUUUUUGGAGCAUUUCGGGGUCACUUGUUGAUAUUGGGUCAUUUUGACAUCACUUCCUGUUAUGUUUUGAUACCGGGUUGGAUUUUUGUGCCAUUGAAAUGAAUGGGGAAAUUUUGGCCAUUUGAAAUUAAUGGAAAAGAUUUUGGUGGAAUGGUUUUUGGCAAAAAACUAUGUACAAAUUUUGCUCCCCUUAGCUUCCUGGAUUUUUAAAAAUGUGUUAAUUAUUUGAUUUGGUGAAAAGCUGUAGGACGAGAAGAAUUUUGAAAUCCCCCCCCCCCCCC